Messenger RNA from Lucilia cuprina (Australian sheep blowfly), 837 nucleotides. Its product is annotated as sodium/hydrogen exchanger 8-like. Gene Ontology annotation, biological process: proton transmembrane transport. The record is from RefSeq and is a predicted model, not a curated record. Gene Ontology annotation, molecular function: sodium:proton antiporter activity. NCBI's taxonomy places the organism in Eukaryota, Metazoa, Arthropoda, Insecta, Diptera, Calliphoridae. Gene Ontology annotation, cellular component: Golgi apparatus; membrane. The annotation marks the transcript as partial. The transcript has a single exon.
UUUUCUUACAGCCUCAACUUUUCGGAAUCUUUUGCUUUUGGCUCUCUAAUUUCCGCUGUCGAUCCAGUUGCAACAGUAGCGAUUUUUCAUGCUCUCGAUGUUGAUCCCAUACUUAAUAUGUUGGUAUUUGGUGAGAGUAUAUUAAACGAUGCCAUAUCUAUUGUUUUAACCACCACCAUUACCCAAUCGGCCAAUAGUCCAGCCUAUGCAAAAAUGUCUACAGGUGAGGCUAUUUUCUCAGCGUUGAAAACAUUUUGUGAAAUGUUUUUUGCUUCGGCCGGUAUAGGUGUAGUAUUUGCUUUGAUCUCGGCUUUAUUGUUGAAACAUAUAGAUUUAAGAAAACAUCCAUCAUUGGAAUUUGCCAUAAUGUUAAUGUUUACCUAUGCUCCGUAUGUAUUAGCUGAGGGUAUACAUUUGAGCGGUAUAAUGGCUAUUCUAUUUUGUGGCAUUGUUAUGUCACACUAUACACAUUUUAAUUUGUCCACAAUAACACAAAUAACCAUGCAACAAACAAUGCGUACUUUAGCUUUUAUAGCAGAAACUUGCGUCUUUGCCUAUUUGGGUUUGGCCAUAUUCUCUUUUAAACAUCAAGUGGAAUUAUCUUUUGUAAUAUGGUCCAUUGUAUUGUGUCUUAUUGGCAGAGCUUGUAAUAUCUUUCCUUUGGCCUAUUUGGUGAAUAAAUUUCGUGAACAUAAAAUUACCAAUAAAAUGCAAUUUAUUAUGUGGUUUUCUGGUCUACGCGGUGCCAUUUCAUAUGCCUUGUCUUUGCAUUUAGAUUUAUCUAGUGAUGAAACUAGACAUGUUAUUAUAACCACAACUUUGAUGUCUAUAGUCUAG